Molecule: messenger RNA, 2917 nt
Organism: Vombatus ursinus (common wombat)
Lineage: Eukaryota; Metazoa; Chordata; Mammalia; Diprotodontia; Vombatidae
Gene: MOB3C
Product: MOB kinase activator 3C
Exons: 5
Coding region: 231-881 (216 amino acids)
Biological process (GO): positive regulation of protein phosphorylation; signal transduction
Cellular component (GO): cytoplasm; nucleus
Molecular function (GO): protein kinase activator activity
Source: RefSeq, a predicted model, not a curated record
CGGCCCGGCUGGGCGAGCAGUAACAGCAGCCGGAGCUGUCUCCAGCGCCCAGCGGCCGACCCCGCGCGGAAGAGUGAGCUCCCGGCUGGAGGAAUAGACGGACAGGCGGACGGACAGACUGACGGUCGGACAGCCGGCCCGGCCGUGCCCGAUGAGGAAACUGAGGCCCAACCGAGUUAUGAAAUCUUUGUCCGGGGCCACACAGCCCGAGCUGCUUCAGCCACCCAGCCAUGGCUUUGUGCCUGAAACAGGUGUUCAACAAGGACAAGACGUUCCGGCCCCGGAAGCGCUUUGAGCCAGGAACCGAACGCUUUGAGCUCUACAAGAAGGCGCAGGCCUCGCUGAAGUCGGGCCUGGACCUGCGGGCCGUGGUGCGCUUGCCGCCUGGGGAGAGCAUCAAUGACUGGCUGGCCGUGCACGUGGUGGACUUCUUCAACCGCAUCAACCUCAUCUACGGGACGAUGGGAGAGUGCUGCACGGAGGCCAGCUGCCCUGUGAUGUCGGGCGGCCCACGCUACGAGUACCGCUGGCAGGAUGAGCAUCAGUACCGCCGGCCGGCCAAACUGCCCGCACCCCGCUACAUGGCGCUGCUCAUGGACUGGAUCGAGGGGCUCAUCAACAAUGAAGACGUCUUCCCCACCCAAGUGGGGGUCCCCUUUCCCAAGAACUUCCAGCAAGUGUGCACCAAGAUCCUGACCCGCCUUUUCCGUGUCUUUGUCCACGUCUACAUCCACCAUUUUGAUGGCAUCAUCGCCAUGGGUGCUGAGGCCCACGUCAACACCUGCUACAAGCAUUUCUACUACUUCAUCCAGGAGUUCAGCCUCGUGGACCACCGGGAGCUAGAGCCACUGAGAGAGAUGACAGAGAGGAUCUGUCAUUGAGCCCCCAGCCACUUUGGGGAAGAUGCUGACCUUUGGCCUAGAGCUCCUGGGACCUUGGUGGGGAAAAGGUGACCGCUCCCAUGACUGUGGACAUGGAGGACCCACAGCACUCUCUUCCUCUGGUGCCCCUCCCUGAGGCCCUCCAAAUUCCAGUUUUCAUUUUCCAGAGUCUGCCCACAUUCUCUCCUGCUGGAAGGUGGUCGGGAAGGACCAGGAAGAAAGACAGACAGACAGAAAAGGGACAAGCUUCAGAAAUUGCUGCGAGGGAGGGGAUCAUGAAUCUGAAAUUUCCUUUGGGAGACCUUCCCCACCUUUACCCCAAUCCGGGCAAAUCCCCUGAGCCCUUCAGGGAGGUAGCUGAUGUAGAGGUAUAAUUACAACCAACAAUUCUUAGGAAGUGUAGGGGCCAGAGCCAGGAGGGUUGUGUGUGAUGCUGUGAGAUCACCUGCCUUCAAGGGGCUGUCAGUGAAGUCCAGAAGCAUUUAUUAAGGGCCUUCUGUGUGCCAGGCCCUGAGCUGAGGGCUGUGUGUCUGACUGACUGGCUCUUGUGCCUAGCUCUAUGUGUAGAUGUGGCUCCUGCCCUUUGUGUAUGUGUGUGGUUGUGUAUUCCUGUGUGACUCCCUGGCUUCAUGUGUCAGAGCUGAGGGCCUCGUGCCUCGUACAGAAGCAGCAGUAAGUGGGGAGGGGGGUGUCUGUGCCAUUAUUCCUUCCCCCAGGGAAGACCUGUAGGACCAAGGAUUAAGAGGUGGCUCCCUGAACAGUUGGGACCCUGGUCCUGGCUGCCCUGAAGGCCCCCUACCCAACUCUGGUUCACAGCCUGAGGCUUUCCUAGGAGAGAUCAUCUCAUCCAGCCCUCACUGCGCCUGUGUUGGGAGGGAGGGGGCAGUGUGGAGGGCCCGGCUGCUCUCAGAGGCCCCCUGUCCCUCCCCACCUCAAGAAGUCAUUUUCAGGGGAUUGACCACAAGCCCAGCAACCAAGCAGGCCUUGCUUGCGUCCAGCCAAGCUCUCCUGCGCUGUAUAGUCUGAGCUGCCGCUGCUGUGUCUUUGGCCCAGAUAGAAGCCAUCAGCUGAGAGCCCUUGCAAAGACAUCUUUGGGCAAAGCCAGUCUGGGCUCCUGAGGCCAAUGUUAGGCUGUCAGGGCACCACAGAAAAAGCUAUUUGGAUUGAAGAGACCAUUCUUAGAUUCUUGCCCACAGCUAGAGCAGAUCCAGCCCUUUGGUCAAGCCCUUCGGGGAAAACCACUUUUCAGGAUUUUUCACUGCUUAAAGCUAGAGUUACCAGUUAGAGAAACAUGAAGGAGUGUGUGUCCAAGUCAGAUCCCUCCUUCUCAUGCUGUGCAUCCAUGCACACCCAUCCUUCACACACUCAUUGAAGACCCAGUGGGGUUGGAGGUGGAGAGAGAGUGAAUGGGAGAGAGCCGAGGCCUGCUGGGGAUGCCUGCUGACCUCUCUCCUUGGCCUUCCCAAUCACCACCCUGAUUAGAUGCCACUGAGUUCUGCCCACUUAUUCAGCCAAUCAUUACUGAAUCUUCCCCUCAACUCUGAGCCAGGCCUAGCCAGGGGGAAGAUGUGAGAAGGAGCAGAGCUAGUCCCUGCCCUCAGGGAGCUUGCGGUCUUAGCUUCUCAGAAUGCAGGAUCUCAGCAGAGCCUCUACCUGCCCACCUUGUAAACUCUGAUGGAAGCUUUGCUGGGACCAGAGCCAACCAGACUAAACUAAGAGGGUUGGGGGAGACCCCCAUGCCCUGAGACCUGAGCCUAAUUGACUUCUGCCAUUCCUAGGGACUAUUCACUCUGAAGAUGAGGAAGGAAGCAGACAGGGGGGAGAGGGGUAUGGUCUGAGCCCAGAGGGGAUUCCAGGAAGCCUUGGCUUCUGAGGGGGGGCCCACCCCACCCCUCCACCCAGCGGCUAAUCAGAGUAAUUGGAAUCACCCUUUGCUGGGAUCACUGCUGAUCCAUAGGGAAGGGGAAAUUAUUUUUCUUAAGUGAAGGAAAAGAGUGUAUUGUUUUUAUUUUUAAAGAGAAAAAUAAAGAAGAAAG